AUCAAAAUAAACACACACCAAAAUCCCUCUUGACAUUUCUCAAUUUUUGACACUUGCAUAACCCCGAUUAUUUUCAUCUGAAUUUCUUUUUCAAAUUCGAGAAAAAUGUUUAAAAAGAUAUUACCCAUCACCUCAAGGUUUCUUGCCCAACAAAUGCCAUCGAUUCCAAGUCGAUUAUCUUCAACAAAAAAAUUCACUAUUUUUGAACCCGAUUAUUUAGAUUCUCUAAAACCCAAAUACCCUCAAUAUGAAAGCAUAAAUGUCUCAAUUAAAGGCUAUGACUAUCCCAUCUUGGAAUCCUAUCAAAAAUUCCUUCACAGUGUCGCCGAAUACUUGGAAUUAGAUGUUUCUGACUGCUAUGCUCUACCACCUCAACAAUCGAAAGUCCAAAGAUUUCGACCGAAUUCUACAGUAAUCGAUGCCGAAUACAAACUAACCAUGUACGAGAGAAAUUUGCAAAUUAGCGACGUCGAUGCUCCAAUUUAUCCCAUCUUCCUGCGAAUUGCACAAUCUGCUCUUCCAGAGGGUGUUAAUCUAUCGGUUCAGGAACACGAUGACGAUUGCGAGGAAAAAAGAUACGUACCCGACAAAGACCUACUCGAGCUCAAGGCACAACUUGAAGAAAUGCAAUCUUCAAAGAAAAAGUAAAGUCUUUCGAUUUAGGAAAAAUUUAAUAAAAUAAAAACAUUUGUUCGUAGUUUGAUAAGAAAAUUAUUUUUAUUAUAUAAAUUUAAAUAAUUUACUUUCUGUACAGGACGGAAAUUGUUGAACUUUUCGUAGAAAUAUACAAAAAAAACUUAAGUAACAAAAUUAA
Molecule: messenger RNA, 814 nt
Organism: Eupeodes corollae
Lineage: Eukaryota; Metazoa; Arthropoda; Insecta; Diptera; Syrphidae
Gene: mRpL48
Product: 39S ribosomal protein L48, mitochondrial
Exons: 4
Coding region: 106-648 (180 amino acids)
Cellular component (GO): mitochondrial ribosome
Source: RefSeq, a predicted model, not a curated record